Molecule: messenger RNA, 237 nt
Organism: Penicillium diatomitis
Lineage: Eukaryota; Fungi; Ascomycota; Eurotiomycetes; Eurotiales; Aspergillaceae
Exons: 1
Coding region: 1-237 (78 amino acids)
Source: RefSeq, a predicted model, not a curated record
AUGGCCAGUGUGGCCGAAGCGUUCCAGACGGCCCUUUUGCAAGCUUUCGUCCGUGGUCGCACUCGUCCUCGUCUCCACCAUCGGAGCCCCGCUGCUGCCAUCUCAUUGCUUCCAAUGUUCAGUGCCGGUGGAACACAGUGCGCGGUUGAUGGGGAAUUGUGUACGACACGAGACGGUUCCCAAAUCCCGCGUGGUCGUACCGCACAGCACCGAGUGUCGCCUUCUGUCGGUGCCUGA